CGCCGCGAUACUCUUCUUGCGAGUCGCACGUACGGAUGUCGUCCGGUUAUUUUUCGCGAAUUUCGAGUACUUUACGCGACGGACGAACGGGAAAAGUACGGGAAUAAAUAGUUCGAGCAACGACGGGACAUCUGGCCAGCCGCCGGCCGUCGCCCAGCCGCCGCCGCGCCCGCCACGAACAGGUUUUUAAAAAACGUAGCAUAAAAUGACGUCGUUGAGGAAUAGAGAGCGCAUCUUGGAGGCGAUAGACCAGUUGCGACGUCGCAAGGCCCGUCCGGACUUCCAAAGGAUCAGCAACUACUUGUUCAGGCGUUUCGCGGUGAAUUCGUCGGAGGCGCGAGCGGAUCUCGAGCGGUGCGUGGCCGAUAAUCACGUGCUCAAAGUCGAAUACAAGGGCAGCAUAAGUUACCGCAAUGCCGCUAAAAAGAACGCUCAGGCUCAAAUGAGGCACAAGAACCACACGGAACAAUCCAGAACUAAACCUCCACCACCGCCGCCUACUAUUACUAAUGCGAGUAAUAAUAAAAACAAUAGCGACGAUCAAGCGGGCGGCGUCGCCGCUAAUUCGCCCGGCAGCGACAAUUACAAGACGAAUCGGCAGUUCAACGAAUUACUGACGAACGCUUUUGGCGAAUUGAUCGUCUACGAGCCGGAUUAUUUGGAGACCGGCGUGCCGAGCGGCGAAAUAAUCGCCAAUAUAUUGGCCAAAGACAGCGUCAGAUACACCAAGAAAUACCUGAGCAUCCUGUUAGAAAAGGAAGUUGACGCCGGGCGAUUGAUAAAGACGCAAGACGGCAGUUACCUUAUGGGGCCGUCGAAGGAGGAAGAGGGCGCGACCGAGCGAAAGAAAAGGACGGACCGCGAUGUGAUUGUCGGCGCUGAUCGGAAUCACUUGCGUUCGAAUCACAAUCACGAUUCCCAUCAUCAUGAUAAUCAUGGGAAUUUCGUCACGGUGGUCAAGAUCGAAGGCGGCGAGCCGGCGACGGUCGAGUUUGAGAGGCAGGUGAAAAGCGAAAAUGUCGUCGGUAUGGAUUCGACGGGUAAUUCGGUCGAUAAGAAGAAAUCGGACGGUUUGUUGAGGACGGGUGGCAGGCGAAAGGUCAGUGCACUUUCCUGUUUAUUUUUUUUUUGUUUAAUUUUGAUUCUUCUUCUCUAUUACCGAUACGUCAAUACUGUCACUUCUGUCAACUGUCAAAAACAAAUUGUGUGUUCUCUGUUUUGUUGUUAUAAAAGUGCAAAUAACUUCUCGAAGAAAAUGUCUAAAUACAAAAGAGCUAAAAAAGUGUUUGAUCCCUCCGACAACCACGUACCGAAGAAACGAGGCAGACCGGUCGGCUCUCUAAACCGUUCGACCAUCGAAAAACAUCUAGCCAGAUUGAACAAUGAGGAAUACAGAGAGAAUCGCCCCGAUUCGAGAACUUCCUCCAACGGAAGAGACCAAGGCGGCGUCUGUUCCGUUUGCCACCUGCAAAACAGGAAAGGGCCAAACGAUCGAAUGGUCGCUUGCAGGGAAUGCAGCAACAAAGCGCAUAUCGGUUGCUUAAACGGUGACGAUAUGAUGUUGAAAAUGUACCCGGACAACACUUGGCAGUGUCCGCAUUGCAAAACUUGCGUGGUGUGCUUCGAAACAUCGGACGCUGGUAACUUGAUCGUAUGUUCGGUUUGUGCCGAUGGUUAUCACGCGAGCUGUCACCAACCGAGGAUCACGGAGAAGAUCCGGAACGGUCAAAAGUGGCUGUGUACCAAUUGCCACAUGCCGGACGAGCUUAAAAUCAACGCGAUACAAUCGAACAUCAACUCGUUUAGUCGCAAGAGUUCAUUAGUGUCCGAUGCUAAUGAAAAUACAUCUUCGAAUUCGGGCGUUUCGUCGCCUUCGAAUUACGUUUCCCCUUCGAUAUCUCCGACGCCUCCUCAAUUGAGCCCUCAGACUGGUUUGAGAUCGGAAUCUCCUGAUGCAGAUGCUCGAUCGGAUUCGCAGAGCUUGAAGGAGGAUUACGAAGAGGACAAUAUCGAUCCUUCGAUACCUGAUGCUACACAUUGGACAGUCGAAGAGGUGUAUCAGUACUUCUAUCGGUACUUUCCCGAAGAAGCUGAGAUUUUUAAGGAGCAGGAGAUUGAUGGAAGGUCUCUUUUGCUGUUGAAGAGAUUGGACGUACUGACGAAUUUGAAUUUAAGACUGGGUCCGGCGUUGAAAAUAUACAAACACAUUGUGAAAUUGCAAGUGAGAAGGGACGAUCCGAGAUUGUAUUGGCUUUAAGAAGAAGAAACGUUUUUGUUAGUAGUAAAUAUCGAUUAACCUUUAACGAUAACUGAAUUUAUUUGUUAAGUAUUAUAGUGUUUGCUACAAUUGCGUUUUCUAAUGUGUGUUAUGGGAUUAUUAAGAGAAUGUUUGAGGAAAGGAAUUUUAAAAUGAUAUCCUUUUGUGUGUCGGUUUUCUCCGAACAAUAUUAUAUUCGAAUUAUACUUGUUAUGUAGAUUUCGUAGUUGAAUAUUUUGUAAGUCGAUAAUAAUUUAUUACCUAUUAACGAUCGUGAUAGAUUAUUUUAUAACGUAAUUAUUAACGAUAUGUAUACGUAGAAUAUUUUAAUCUAGGUACUUUCUAUUUAUUGUAUUAUAGCGUAGCUACGAUAUUUGUAAUAAAACAUUUUGACGAUUC
Messenger RNA from Phyllotreta striolata, 2656 nucleotides. The record is from the annotation of a GenBank genome assembly. NCBI's taxonomy places the organism in Eukaryota, Metazoa, Arthropoda, Insecta, Coleoptera, Chrysomelidae.